This is a messenger RNA of Ailuropoda melanoleuca (giant panda), 393 nucleotides long. Its product is annotated as serine/threonine-protein phosphatase 2A catalytic subunit beta isoform-like. The record is from RefSeq and is a predicted model, not a curated record. NCBI's taxonomy places the organism in Eukaryota, Metazoa, Chordata, Mammalia, Carnivora, Ursidae. The transcript has 3 exons. The annotation marks the transcript as partial. Gene Ontology annotation, molecular function: protein serine/threonine phosphatase activity.
AUAUUCUGUCUACAUGGUGGCCUCUCACCAUCCAUAGAUACACUGGAUCACAUCAGAGCACUUGAUCGCCUACAAGAAGUUCCUCAUGAGGGUCCAAUGUGUGACUUGCUGUGGUCAGAUCCAGAUGAUCGUGGUGGUUGGGGAAUAUCUCCUCGAGGAGCUGGUUAUACCUUUGGGCAGGACAUUUCUGAAACAUUUAAUCAUGCCAAUGGCCUCACAUUGGUGUCUAGAGCUCACCAGCUGGUGAUGGAGGGAUAUAACUGGUGCCACGACCGGAAUGUAGUAACGAUUUUCAGUGCUCCGAACUAUUGUUAUCGUUGUGGUAAUCAAGCUGCGAUCAUGGAACUUGAUGAUACUCUAAAAUACUCCUUGUAAGUAUUUACACCUAAGUAG